Adineta steineri is the source of this 438-nucleotide messenger RNA. The record is from the annotation of a GenBank genome assembly. Lineage: Eukaryota; Metazoa; Rotifera; Eurotatoria; Adinetida; Adinetidae.
AUGGUUUGUAUUAAUGUGCAAUUUAUGUUAUUGAUAUCAUGUAUUAUGAUAUUAUUUGUAAAUUCAACUCCUACUUCCAUGGGAAAUUCGAAGGAAUAUUGCGGAGAACAAAGUACCGACGGUACCUGUCUAGUGGACAAUGCAUGUGAAGCAUUUUGCCAGAAACAACCAGUAUUAAAUACCGAAAACUUACCAUAUCCAUUCAACAACACGUUACAAUGCAAUUCGAUUAAUACAACUGGUCUUUGUCAUGGUAUUUGUAAAUUUAAAAAAUGUUACUGCUUUCUUACAUCGGAUGAAGUCAAUGCAUUGACUAGUAACAUCGAAGUCGCUGGCAUUCCUCCAACAGCUUCAGUUGUUGCUGCAGGUACAACAGUAAAUGGCAAAGAUGUCAGUGCAAUUACUCUCAUUUGUGGAAAUCCCACAAUGAGCAACUAA